CUUAAAAUAAGCACUUCUCAACUUUUAACUUCAAAAAGCUAAAAGAAGUGUUUGUCAAACCCUACUUCUAAUUAGAAAAAAGCACUUUAAAGCCAAAAGAUGGAAGCUAGUAUAUACCAACUUCUAAAUGCUUCUAGCUAUUCUUGUAAAUAACACAAUUUUUUUGGAUAAUUAUAAUACCCCAAAAUCCAUCUAAUCCCAAAAAUACCCUGAAAUGAUAACAACAACCCAUGCCAUCUUCCCCUCUUCGGUUCGUCGUUCCAGCUCUUCUUCCCUGUCGGUUGAACUUAAAUGUCCAGAUGCAAAUUUUUGAUAACCUGGACAUGUGAGUAGAAAUAAAAAAUCAUUUGAACUUAAAAAUCAUGUGAUUAUUGCAAUUAGCCAAUUAGCCAAUACGGAGUAUAAUUGGACGCUGCUCAUGAAACAUUCAACACUCCACAAAGAUCCUUCGUAUGUACUCAUCGUCGAUUUUUGGAAUAGAAGAGAAGAGAAUAGAAAAGAACAGAAGAGAAGAAUUGUGAUUUUAACCCUAGCUAGCUCUUCGAACACAGGGAGGAAAGAAAGGUCUAAGAAAGAGGAGCAGCAAUAAGUAUUUAAUAAUGGAAGGGUAAUUUUGUAUUUCUACAAUUUACUUCAAAAAAUCACAUUAUUAUCAAACACUCCAACUUUUACAUUUUAAUUAAAAUCACUUCUAUUUCCAAACAAUAUCUACUUUAAUUGUAAAUCACAUUUUCAAUAAUCUCUUAAAAAAAUUACGCCCAAACACUCCCUUGCGCUCCCUCGUUACGGUUCGGAUUGUAUUUGCCUCACUCUUCCGACCACAUUCAUUCUUCAAAGGAAAUCCAAUGAACACCAUAAAUAGCUGAGAUUAUGAGAUACGGACUACAUAUGUAGCUAACACAUAAGCUAUAUAUACUCGCAACUGUGUUUCUACUUUCUAUCUAUCAUCAAAAGGCCAUGACAGCUCCAAAAGUUGAGAAAUCCGAGGAUGAAUGGAGGGCCGUUCUCUCUCCCGAACAGUUUCGGGUCCUUCGACAAAAGGGCACAGAAUUGCGUGGCACCGGGGAAUAUGACAAGUUUUAUGGGGAAGGAAUCUACAAUUGUGGUGGUUGUGGGACCCCACUCUAUAAAUCUACAACCAAGUUCGACUCUGGUUGUGGUUGGCCUGCCUUUUAUGAAGGUUUCCCUGGGGCAAUUACCCGCUCAUCGUGUGUCAGCCUGACCCUGAUGGAAGGAGGACUGAGAUCACCUGCACUGCUUGUGGUGGACACCUAGGCCAUGUUUUCAAAGGUGAAGGGUACAAAACACCUACAGACGAACGCCACUGUGUGAACAGUGUCUCAAUCAAGUUUGCUCCUGCAAAUAUUUCAGAACCCUGAAGUUGGAGCUGAUCAUAGCCAAAAAACAUAUUCCUUGCUACUCUGAACAUUGGUGGUGUUGUGAAAACUUUCAUGUUGUUUGUUGUUGUUUUAAAGACUACUACUAUCAGUGUAUAUGCUCUUAUAAAGUGAUGUGAGUUGGAUUGUUUACUAUGAUGAUGUUAUUAUAUAUGAUUAAUUCCCUGGUGCCGUCUUCUAAAUAUUCUGCCUUUUAUUUACUAUAGAACUCCAAGUUAGUCUUAGAAGUGUUUAGGGUUAUUCGGUAAUUUACUAGAACUGUCAUUGACUAUGUUAUACCUCCC
Cuscuta epithymum is the source of this 1681-nucleotide messenger RNA. The record is from the annotation of a GenBank genome assembly. NCBI's taxonomy places the organism in Eukaryota, Viridiplantae, Streptophyta, Magnoliopsida, Solanales, Convolvulaceae.